CUCAUAUCAUCUAUUACAAAAUGUCUGGUCGUGGAAAGGGUGGUAAGGUCAAGGGAAAGUCAAAAACCCGUUCUAAUAGAGCAGGUCUGCAGUUCCCUGUGGGAAGGAUCCAUCGUCUCCUUCGCAAGGGAAAUUAUGCCGAGCGAGUCGGUGCUGGUGCUCCAGUGUACCUUGCAGCAGUAAUGGAAUACUUGGCUGCUGAAGUUCUCGAGUUGGCUGGAAAUGCCGCUCGUGAUAAUAAGAAAACCAGGAUUAUUCCUCGUCAUCUUCAACUUGCUAUUCGUAAUGACGAAGAGUUGAACAAACUCCUAUCUGGAGUCACCAUUGCUCAGGGUGGAGUUUUGCCCAAUAUUCAGGCUGUUCUCCUCCCUAAGAAGACUGAGAAAAAAGCUUAAAGAAUUUAAACGUUUAAA
This is a messenger RNA of Venturia canescens, 413 nucleotides long. Its product is annotated as histone H2A. The record is from RefSeq and is a predicted model, not a curated record. NCBI's taxonomy places the organism in Eukaryota, Metazoa, Arthropoda, Insecta, Hymenoptera, Ichneumonidae. Gene Ontology annotation, biological process: heterochromatin formation. The transcript has a single exon. Gene Ontology annotation, molecular function: DNA binding; protein heterodimerization activity; structural constituent of chromatin. Bases 21 to 395 code for a protein of 124 amino acids. Gene Ontology annotation, cellular component: nucleosome; chromatin.